ACCCAUACUAAGGAGGGUAGAGGAGCUCAGGAGGGCUACAAGUGCCUGCUCCCGCUAUAUUGAAGGACUUCCACCGAGCCGCGGAGGACAGGGAAGCUCCAAGAUCCAAGACACUGGGAGGGGGGAGGAAUAAGAAGAAGGUAGGCUCCAGGGGGUUUCUGGAAGUCGGAGAUUCCUGGAGGAUGUCUUAGAUAUGAAGCUGCUUGGGGACAUCUGAAUAGCUCCCAUGGAGCUUCACCACCUUGCUAAGAAGAGAGGGCAGGCGGACCAGUGCAACAAUCUGGACUGGAGUUUGGGGGCUUCUCCCUGUGACCACCAGCAGGUUAGAGGAGAUGUAAAGUUGGCUGAAGCAGCCACAAGAGCUGCUUUAUGCUGUCAAAAGCACUGCAAAACAAUACAAAAGGUUAUAGAGGAUAAUGAGACCAGCCCUCCUCCCACAUUUGACUUCCUCUCUCGGAAAGAUAGCAUUGUUCAGACAGAUGGCCACCCAUCAGGAUCUCUCAAGGCAGAAAAAGAGCCAAUAAUGGCCAAAAAUGUCUGCCAAUGUUAUGCCCAGGAACUUGAAACCUCCUUCACCUAUGUUGAUGAAAAUGUUAAUCUGGGGCAUUGUACUGGCAGUCUUUCUUCAGCAAAGGAUGGCAGCCACCAAAGAGAUUCUGGCUGGGAGAACCCAAAUGAAUGGCCUCAUGAGGCUGCCAUGUCCCUGAUAUCUGAAGAAGAUGACACAGGCUCUGAAGCCACUGCUUCAGGGAAGUCAACCGACUAUGGCUUUAUCAGUGCCAUUUUAUUCUUGGUCACUGGUAUCUUGUUAGUGAUCAUCUCCUAUUUGGUCCCCAGGGAAGUGACUGUGGACCCCAACACUAUCGCAGCCCGUGAGAUGGAACGCUUGGAGAAUGAGAGUGCCAAGAUUGGGGCUCAUCUAGAUCGCUGUGUUAUAGCUGGCCUCUGCCUCCUUACUCUAGGUGGUGUGGUCCUGUCCUGUUUGUUGAUGAUGUCCAUGUGGAAGGGAGAGCUAUACAGGAGGAAUAGGUUUGCUUCUUCUAAAGAAUCUGCAAAACUCUAUGGUUCUUUCAAUUUCAGGAUAAAAGCUGGCACCAAUGAUAACACACUAGAAUUGUCCUUAGUGGAAGAAGAUGCCCUCACUGUAGAUAGUUAAUUGUGGCUAUGCAUUUCCUUUUAAAAAAUGGCAGAGGAGAUAUUCCUAUUAUAUUGAACAACAUAAAGUAAGUGAUGAUCCGCAGGUUGAGUAUCAGCUCUAGAAUUCCCUCAAAAAACAAAAACAGAAAUAAAAAAACCAAGUACCAUUUAUUAAACAUUGCUUAACACAUAAUGAUGAAUUAUUUGCUUGAUAAGAAAAGUUUGUUAAUGAAUACCCAUUAUUUUCUUUGUGGAAUUGUUUUUCUCAAGAAUACAAAUCAUAUAGGCAUCAAUUAAAGAAACCCAACUUUAUAACUUAAAGCAUUGAUACACAAAUUGAACAGUAAUGAACUAGUAAUGAAGAUCUAUUUCUGCUUUUAUUAUUCUAAGAUGAAAAAAAUUAAGAAAAAAAGAUUAUUUAAUUUUUAUUUCCCUAAUAAUGAACACUAUAUUCCAUCCCUCAGGAUGCUUAUCUUUACUGCUUAUAUAUGUAGAUUAUUAAUAAUUUACUUUGUGAUAAAGAUGAUGAGAAGUAACCAAAUAGAAAAUGCAGUACAGUGAACUAGAAACUCUACUUGGAAUCUGGAAAUCUUAAGUCCAAUUUUACCUUUGAUAUUAGCUGUAUGAUCCUGGGGAAAUCUUGCAGCCUCUCAACUUCAAUUUCUUCAUCUGUAAAUGAGA
This is a messenger RNA of Sarcophilus harrisii (Tasmanian devil), 1818 nucleotides long. RefSeq names its product transmembrane protein 74 (gene TMEM74). The transcript is spliced from 2 exons. The coding region runs from base 227 to 1156 and encodes 309 amino acids. The record is from RefSeq and is a predicted model, not a curated record. Lineage: Eukaryota; Metazoa; Chordata; Mammalia; Dasyuromorphia; Dasyuridae.